Messenger RNA from Sesamum indicum (sesame), 2918 nucleotides. RefSeq names its product adenosylmethionine-8-amino-7-oxononanoate transaminase (gene BIO1). The record is from RefSeq and is a predicted model, not a curated record. Gene Ontology annotation, cellular component: mitochondrion. NCBI's taxonomy places the organism in Eukaryota, Viridiplantae, Streptophyta, Magnoliopsida, Lamiales, Pedaliaceae. Gene Ontology annotation, molecular function: dethiobiotin synthase activity; pyridoxal phosphate binding; S-adenosyl-L-methionine:8-amino-7-oxononanoate transaminase activity. Gene Ontology annotation, biological process: biotin biosynthetic process.
GUUUGAAUUUCCUACCCUUUUCCUCGUAGCCGUUAAAACCCUUCCCCCACCCUUAACUACCAUAGCUCUAGGGCUGCUCUCUCUCUCUCUCGCUCACACAAUGUCCCCCACUGCAGCUCUCAUCUCCGCUUCAUUUUGCCGCCGCGUACUCGAACAAUCCUACUUUCUCCACCGCUACCACCGCCGCCGUCUCCACUCGGUGAUAGAGUACCCCCUCACGCACCCAAUUUAUACAAUUUGGGCUUCCAACACCUCCCUCGGCAAAACCCUCGUCUCUGCUGGGCUCUCAAUGUCCUUUCUCUCCUCCUCAUCUGCUCCGUUUCCUAGAAAGAGAUUUGUUUAUGUUAAGCCAAUUCAGACUGGUUUUCCUGAUGAUUCCGAUUCGCGCUUUGUUUACAGAAAAUUCUCAGAGUUUUUCACUUACAAGCCGCUGCCAUUCUCGGUAUUUGCGUCAAAUUCUGUUUUAAAAGCUUCUAGUCCGGCUGCAAAUGCGGUUUUGAGGAAUGGGAUGGCAGGUGGUAGCUUAAGGACUGAAGCUUUCGGGGUUGAGGUUGUUGAAAAAGGUGGAAACUUCGGUGGUGGAUUAGAGAAUGUUCAUUGGUAUGAAGAGAGGAAAUUGCGGGGGAGUGAGAGUAAUGAAACUGAAUUGUUUCCGGCUUCACAGAUUGUUUGUAAGACGAUGUAUGCAUGGAAAGAGGCUGUGUCGCCUCAUUUAGCUGCUGAGAGGGAAGAAGCAAUGGUCGGGGACUCAGAGGUCUUGCACAUGCUGAAAAGAUGUUUAGAAAAUGGUUUGAUCGGGGCAUCCUGUAACACAGAAGAAAUGGAGGUUAUGUGUGUGAUUGAGACUGCUGGUGGAGUAGCCAGUCCCGGGCCAUCUGGAUCUCUUCAGUGCGACUUAUACCGCCCUUUCCGCCUGCCAGCAAUUCUUGUGGGGGAUGGACGAUUAGGUGGUAUUUCAGGAACUAUAUCUGCGUAUGAAAGUCUAAAGCUACGAGGAUAUGAUGUUGCUGCUGUUAUUUUUGAAGAUCAUGGUCUUGUGAAUGAGGUGCCGUUACUGUCAUAUUUCCGGAAUAGGGUGCCUGUAUUCGUGCUUCCAUCUAUUCCAACGGACAUGUCAGAUGACCUGAUGUCUUGGUUUGACAAAUCUCAGAUGAUUUUCACUUCUCUCAAGGAAAUAAUGCUUUCAGAUUUUCAGAAAAGAAUGCAGAGAUUACAUGACAUGCCAAAGAAAGCAUGUGAUAUAUUCUGGUGGCCAUUCACUCAGCACAAGCUUGUACCUGAAGAAAAAGUUACGGUUAUAGAUUCACGCUGUGGAGAGAACUUUGCUGUUCACAAGAGUUGCAAUCGGAUAUCUCAACAAUUUGAUGCUUGUGCAAGUUGGUGGACGCAGGGCCCUGAUGAUAACUUGCAGAUUGAACUUGCUAGAGACAUGGGCUACACUGCUGCAAGAUAUGGACAUGUAAUGUUUCCGGAGAAUGUAUAUGAGCCUGCUCUAGAAUUAGCUGAAAUUUUGCUUGAAGGCGUGGGAAAAGGAUGGGCUUCCCGAGUGUACUUCUCUGAUAAUGGAUCUACAGCAGUAGAAAUUGCUCUCAAAAUGGCAUUUCGCAAGUUCUUGUCUGAUAAUAAAGUGCUAUUGGACCUUGUGAAUGCUGAUGUGAAUGGAAAACGCAUGGAUCUCAAAGUUUUAGCUCUUCGGGGAUCUUAUCAUGGUGAUACAUUAGGUGCUAUGGAAGCUCAGGCACCUUCACCUUAUACUGGCUUUCUUCAGCAACCCUGGUACAGGGGAAGAGGUCACUUUCUAGAUCCACCAACAGUUUCCAUGUCUGAUGAUAUUUGGAAGGUUGCUCUCCCUCAGAAGAUGCAAUCUGGGAAAUCAGGACAUGAAUGUCUGUCUUUCAGUUCACGUGAUGAAAUUUUCAAGAGGAGCCGGGAUGGUUCGGAUCUUGCUAGCCUGUAUGCUUCCUUUGUAUUACAAGAGUUGCUUUCGCUGUCAGAUUCUAAUGGGAUUUCCCACAUUGGAGCAUUAAUUAUUGAGCCAGUGAUACAGGGUGCUGGUGGAAUGCAGAUGAUUGAUCCGCUGUAUCAGCGUAUACUUGUUAGAGAAUGCAAAUAUCGAAAAAUUCCUGUUAUAUUUGAUGAGGUUUUCACAGGAUUCUGGCGUCUUGGAACAGAGUCCGCAGCAGAAAUGCUCUACUGUCAGCCGGAUAUUGCCUGUUUUGCGAAGCUGAUGACUGGUGGCAUCAUACCCUUGGCUGUUACAUUAGCAUCAGAUGCUGUUUUUGAAGCAUUUACCGGAGAUUCUAAGCUAAAGGCUCUUUUGCACGGGCACUCAUACUCUGCACAUGCCAUGGGGUGUGCGGCUGCUGUUAAGUCCGUGAAAUGGUUCAAGGACUCUAACACAAACAUGAAUUUGAUAUCUGAAUCAAGAUCGCUUCAGGAGUUGUGGGAUGCAGCGUUAGUUUCCCAGAUCUCGUUACUUCCAGCAGUCCACAGAGUGGUGGCACUGGGAACUCUCUGUGCCAUCGAACUUCUAGCUGAAGGCCUUAACGCGGGGUAUGCCUCAAUGUAUGCAAGUUCUCUCCUGAAAAAUCUCCGAGAAGAUGGCAUCUACAUGAGGCCACUAGGAAAUGUCAUUUACAUGAUGUGUGGCCCCUGCACUUCUCCAGACAUCUGCCGCACCCUUCUGGGGAAAGUUUAUGACAGAAUCCAGGAGUUUGGCCUGCAGAAAGAUGAAUCUGCAGUCUUUGCAGCCUGAAAAUCUCGAAUAUUAUUACAUUCAUUGUCAUCUCCUGAUUAUAGACACAUUGGACCACUGCCAUGUUCAUGGGCACAAGUAUGUUCGUUUUAAUGUCUAUAUUAUGGACAUAUUAUUAUUAUUUUUUGGGUUAAUUACACUUAGAAAUUACAUUUUUCCAAAA